This is a messenger RNA of Cuscuta europaea, 5333 nucleotides long. The record is from the annotation of a GenBank genome assembly. NCBI's taxonomy places the organism in Eukaryota, Viridiplantae, Streptophyta, Magnoliopsida, Solanales, Convolvulaceae.
CUGCACAUCCCUUCCAUCACGCCACCUACUCCCCCAUCUUAUCUCUUAUUACCUACGAAGUAUAUGUCAAAUAUCACCACCACCUCACAGCUCUUGCAGGCACCUUCUCUCUCAUCUCCCACCAACCUUCCAUCCUCACUUAAUUUGUUCUACGAUUGUAGCUCCGGCGAUGAUAUUCUUUGCCCAUUUCAGGCCAAUUUUUCUCCAUCUAAUUUCUCUUCCGUCAAUCGGCGAACUCUGGUAAUUGUAUUGAAUAUGAGAGAUUUGUAUUCUUCUUCUCCUCUUUCUUUCUUUCUUUCUUUCUGUUUUUUUCUUCUUCCCUUCCAUAAUCCUCGUCCACCUCUAUUUUCUUCUCACUUUGAACUUUUUCUCAUUUUCUUCUAAUUUUUUUAUUUAAUUGUGAGAUUCCAAAUAAAUAAAAAAUCUAUUUUGAAUCUGAAACUUUUGGGCUGUUAUACCGCUUAUACGUUAACUGCCGGUGGUAUAUAAAUAUUUGUGUUGAUUUUUUUUUGUUAUUUUCGAUAAAUUUCUUACAACUUUUCAAACUAAUAAUUUAAAUCUAAAAAUGCUACAGACAACACUAUUUUGGAACUACAGUUGUAAAGUCAUACUCGUAUGAUUUUUAAUUUUAAUUUAUUCUCUAUUCUUUUGUUGGAAGAAAGUAGUUGAUGAGUAUUAUAUUUGGGUGAUUGUGUGUGGAAGAGAGAAUUUUAGAGAGAGGUGAUUUUAGAAGAACUUGGAACUUGUAUUGAUUUGGAGCUUUUGGCUUGCUUUACAAAUGAGUGAGGAGUGCUCUAUUUAUAGGUCUCAUAGGAUCCUUCUAGGUACUCCUACUUCCUUAACCUUCUAGAAUAUUCUAUAGGAUUCUAGCUUAGGAAUAAUCUAGAAUUAUUUAGGUACAUUAACUACUCUAGAUCUUUCUAAGUCUAUCUUAUGGGCUAGCUAAUUUAUUAAUUAUCAUACAACUUCUAGCCCAAUAAGUUAACAUCUAAUGGACCCAAUUAUUGGGCUAAGCCAAGUUUAAUUUCUAACAUCCUCUCUUAAACUUGACUUAGCCCAUUGAUCAACUUAUGGGCUCACUACAAGUCCAUGAAGAAAGAGUUGUGAGAAAUAAAUCUGAUGAAUCAUUGGAGCAUUCUCUUUACUCCAAACUCUCUUUUAAAGAAAGAGGGGAGAAUAGAGGUGAAGAAAGAGACCAACGAGGUCGUGGUUAUGAUCGAGGACGUGGUGCACGUGGAAGAGGUGGUCGAGGUCGUGGUUAUACAAACUUCAACAAUGAAGAAAGAAUUCAAUAUACACAAGCAUCUAGAGGCCGUGGGAGAGGAAGCAAACCACAAAGGUACGAGAAGUCUCAACUAAAGUGUUAUAAUUGCAAUAAAUAUGGCCACUAUGCAUAUGAAUGCAAGCGCUCUAAUCAUGUGAAAGAAGAGGCCCAUCUCAUGGAGAUGAAUAAUGAGGUAGAACUUACCUUGUUGAUGGCAAAUCAUGAAGAACAAACAAAGAAGAGCACGUGGUAUUUAGAUACCGGAGCUAGCAACCACAUGACGGGAGAUAAAAGCAUGUUCGUGAAGGUAGAACAAACUCAAGGUCAUGUUACUUUUGGAGAUGAGUCUAAAGUCGUGGUGAAUGGAAAAGGUAACGUUCUAAUCCGUCUAAACGAUGGAAGUCACCAAUUCAUUUCCGAUGUUUACUAUGUGCCCAACUUAAAAACAAAUAUUCUAAGUAUGGGACAACUCUUAGAAAAGGACUAUGAUAUUCACUUAAAGAAUCGUAGCCUUUCUCUACGAGACAAUAAUGGAAGACUAGUUGCUAAAGUGCCGAUGACUAGAAACCGAAUGUUCUUGCUUGACAUUCAAAGAGAUCAAGCCAUAUGCUUAAAAAGUUGCUUGAAAGACGAGUCAUGGAUUUGGCACUUAAGAUAUGGGCACUUAAACUUUGGUGGCUUGAAAAUGCUAUCAUCCAAAGGCAUGGUGAAAGGCUUGCCCUUCAUCAAUCAUCCUGAUCAGCUAUGCGAAGGUUGCCUAUUUGGGAAGCAAUCAAGGAAACCAUUCCCUAAAGAAGUUACCUCAAGAGCUAAGGAACCAUUGGAGUUAGUCCAUACCGACUUAUGUGGUCCUAUUACUCCAUGUUCACAUGGUAAAAGUAAGUACUUUCUCACUUUCAUCGAUGAUUACUCAAGAAAAACAUGGGUAUAUUUCCUUAAACAAAAAUCUGAGGCCUUUGAAGCAUUCAAGAAAUUUAAGGCUCUUAUUGAGAAAGAAAGUGGGUACAGUAUCAAAGCCAUGAGAUCAGAUCGGGGUGGGGAGUUCACAUCAAAGGAGUUUAAUCAAUUUUGUGAAGAUAAUGGCAUCCGCCGUCCCAUGACUGUCCCACGAACACCACAACAAAAUGGUGUUGCCGAAAGAAAGAAUAGGACGAUCCUCAACAUGGCUCGAAGCAUGCUAAAAACAAAGAAUAUGCCUAAAGAUUUUUGGGCUGAAGCUGUGGAUUGUGCUGUCUAUCUUCAAAAUCGCUGCCCCACGAAGAGUCUCGAUGGAAAAACUCCACAAGAAGCAUGGCAUGGAGGUAAACCUGGAGUCUCACACUUGAGAGUAUUUGGAUGCAUUGCAUAUGCGCAUGUACCCGAUCAGACUAGGUCAAAACUCGACGACAAGAGUGAGAAGUUUAUAUUCAUUGGAUAUGAUAAACACUCAAAAGGGUACAAACUCUACAAUCCGGAUUUGAAAAAGCUUAUAAUAAGUCGUGAUGUGGAGUUUGAUGAAGAAGGCUCAUGGGAUUGGAGCAUUGGUGACAAAGAAGAUUAUAGUCUCUUGCCUCCCAUGGAAUAUGAAGAAGAAGUUGAAGAAAAUCAUGAAAAUACAACUCCUCCACCAUCUCCCACUCAAGCUCAAGCUUCAUCACCAAGUUCGGAUGAAAGAGAAAUACCACGCAUGAGAAGCAUUGAAGAGCUUUACGAGGUAACACAAAAUUUGAACUCAAAUGAUGAACUUACACUCUUUUGUCUAUUUGGUGAUUGUGAGCCACUAAGUUUUCAAGAAGCCAUAAGAAACAAGAAAUGGAGAGAUGCAAUGGAUGACGAGAUCAAGUCAAUCGUGAAGAAUAAAACAUGGGAGCUUGCCACACUUCCACCAAAACAUAAAGCAAUUGGAGUGAAAUGGGUAUUUAAGAUCAAGAAAAAUGCAAAAGGAGAAGUUGAGAAGUACAAGGCAAGACUAGUGGCCAAAGGCUACGCCCAGAGACAUGGCAUUGAUUAUGAAGAAGUAUUUGCGCCCGUGGCUAGAUUAGAAACAAUAAGAUUGAUAAUUGCAUUCGCGGCUCACAACAAGUGGAAGAUACAUCAAAUGGAUGUCAAGUCUGCAUUCUUAAAUGGGUUCCUAGAAGAAGAAGUCUACAUUGAGCAACCCGAAGGUUACAAAGUCAAAGGGCAAGAAGGUAAAGUGUUGAGGCUAAGUAAGGCUCUUUAUGGGCUUAAACAAGCACCAAGAGCUUGGAAUAGUAGAAUUGAUCAAUACUUCCAAGCUAAUGGAUUCGUGAAAUGUCCGCAAGAACAUGCUCUAUAUAUCAAGAAAAAUCAUCAAGGAGACAUACUGCUCUGAUACCACUUUGUUGGAAGAAAGUAGUUGAUGAGUAUUAUAUUUGGGUGAUUGUGUGUGGAAGAGAGAAUUUUAGAGAGAGGUGAUUUUAGAAGAACUUGGAACUUGUAUUGAUUUGGAGCUUUUGGCUUGCUUUACAAAUGAGUGAGGAGUGCUCUAUUUAUAGGUCUCAUAGGAUCCUUCUAGGUACUCCUACUUCCUUAACCUUCUAGAAUAUUCUAUAGGAUUCUAGCUUAGGAAUAAUCUAGAAUUAUUUAGGUACAUUAACUACUCUAGAUCUUUCUAAGUCUAUCUUAUGGGCUAGCUAAUUUAUUAAUUAUCAUACAACUUCUAGCCCAAUAAGUUAACAUCUAAUGGACCCAAUUAUUGGGCUAAGCCAAGUUUAAUUUCUAACAUCUUUUACAUUUUUUAGUUUAAAAUACAAUUACUUUUAUCUGGUAAUAGUCUCAUAAUUUCACAUGAAAUUGCCAUAGUCUUUCUCUGAAAAGUGCCAUAUUUUACAUUUAUAAGUGUCAAGUUUUUUUAUUUGAAAAUGUCAUGUAAUGCCAUAUUAAUCAUAUCAUUGCCAUGUUUUUGUUAUUAAGUUCCAUUUUUCUACGUAAGUGCCAUUUACGUUUUAUACAUUAAUGCCAUACGAAGUAUUUCAUUGUUUUUAUAUAGAUGCAUGAUAAUAUCAUUAGCUAGGGAUAAGCCACUGCCUUCCCUACGCACAAGAGGACAUUAACCUCUAGAAUAGUCAUCAGUGAUGGCGCAAGAGACCGUAUAUGAUAGUCAAAGCGCCAAAUGAGGAAUCGCCGGAGGGCGGCGGCGAUAAAGGACAUGGCGGCGGCACCAGAGAAUGCGGCGGAGACUGACAACGACCGUUGCUGCUACAGAUGAGGUGGCCGGCAGUGGCACCGCUGGAGAUGAUGGCCGUCAACCACCAGAUCCGGUGUGGAUUGAUGUCCUUCACGCUUUGGGCUUGUGUUAAACUUUGUUUUAUUAUUAUGUUUAUAAUACUCCGUAAUACGAAGUAUUAACUAAUGAUAAAGAAAUUGACUUUUUCAUUAAGGGUAGUAAUGUCAGGUCACUUAUUUUAACUCCUACGGAACAUUGAUGUCCUAGUUUUGCACUUUUACAAUGAUUUACUCCUAGAUAGGGAAUUUACUCAUAGCGAAACAGAGAAAUCAGCCCAGAAGGAGAUGGAGAAGAAGAAGCUAUUAGCCAUUGCCCCUAUUGCAAAAACCUCUAGCCGGUAAAAAGCUCAGCAAGCGCACUUUCAAACUCGUCCGUCAAGCUGCGGAGAACAAAUGCUUGAAGAGAGGUGUAAAGGAGGUAGUCAAAAGCAUUCGUCGAGGCCACAAAGGAUUUUGUGUGAUUGCAGGGAACAUAUCUCCUAUUGAUGUGAUCACCCAUGUUCCUAUCCUAUGUGAAGAAGCUGAGAUCCCGUAUGUUUAUGUUCAAUCAAAAGAAGAUCUUGCAAAUGCAGGAGCUAUAAAAAGGCCAACUUGCUGUGUAUUAGUCUUGACCAAGCCUACCAAGGGAGAUAUGAAUCAAGAAGAUCAAGACAAGUUGAAAGAAGAGUAUGAUCAGGUUGUGUCUGAAGUUCGUGAAUUAGCAUCUUCGAUGCAUUAAAUUUUGUUUUUUAAAUUUCAUCGUACUCAAUAUUGUACUCUGCAAUAUUCGUCAGUAAUGGUUAAUUAUUAUCUUUAAAAAAGGUAUAUUAUUUACUCAAAAGGAAACCUGAAAUUUAGAUAUCCC